AUGAACACGCGUCCGCGCGAUAUCUGCACGGCUGCCUUUGAGGGCGACACGGCCCGCGUGGAGCAGCUUGUGACGGCGGCUGGCGUGUACAGCGGACGGCGGCACUCACCGUUUGCCGUCGACACGAGUGCUGCGGCGCGCGACGCGCUUGCUCAUUGGGAGGGCGUCGGCGACAAUCAGGAUAAUGAAGGUUAUGGCGGCGCCGAGGAAGAUAUAGAGGAGAUGCUUAGUGGAGAAGAAAUGGCGAAGCUGAUGGCGCACCCGGCCCUGUGUGGCAUCGUGAAGGCCUACAGUCUCGAUAGGCAAGCCCUCGGCGGCGCCGCCGAGGACAGCGAGGCCGCCAGUGGCGAGGAGGGCGCGGAUGCAUACACACAAGACGAUAAUGCCGCGCUACUUGACGAGGAAGUCGAGGAGGCGGCGGAGGAAGAUCGGCAGGCGCAACAGGGAGACAUCCUCCUCUACAAGCGUCUGCUUGCCCACCAACUGCACCGCAACAGCGUCGCCGAGCACAUUCAGCAGCACGGGCUGCUUCGCAUGAGCACAACGCCGCCGGUGGACAUGACCCUGUACGGUAUUCUCUUCUCCUGUCGCGAGGUGCCGACGGCUGCUGGUGGUGCAGCGGUGUCAGAGGAGAGCUCAGUGCCUCUGCAAGUGCGUUGGCAGCCGAGCAAGCGCAGCCGCUACGCUGGUACACCUCUCCACUGGGCUGUCCUUGCCCACGCGCACGACACGGUGCGCUUCCUCGUGAAGCACGGCGCUGACUGCACUGCGGGGCUAAAGGCAGUCACGAACGACGGCGAGGCGCCAGAUGUGCAGCUUGCGAGGUGCGAUCAGAGGGUGCUGGCGUCGCUGACGCCUGCGCGUAUGGCCGCUGACAACGAGUCGCACGGCACACUGGAGGUGCUGGAGAGGGCCGUGGCGGCGCACGAAGCGAGGCGCGCGGACGAAGAGGCAUUCUUCAUUAUGUUAGAGAAACGUCUGCAGCGGCGCAGGGAGGAGUACCUGCGCCGCUUCGAGGAAGCGCGCGCGCACCGACUGCGUGAAGCGGAGGAGGCGAGGCGCGCGGAGGCGGAAGAAGCCGAGGGGGCCGAGGAGAGCAAUUUGUCCGGUGAAGACGACGAGGACGGCAGCGGCAGUGAAAACAUGGACGCUGGCGAAGAGGACGAGGAGGCGGACGGCUGA
Molecule: messenger RNA, 1182 nt
Organism: Leishmania major strain Friedlin
Lineage: Eukaryota; Euglenozoa; Kinetoplastea; Trypanosomatida; Trypanosomatidae
Exons: 1
Coding region: 1-1182 (393 amino acids)
Molecular function (GO): protein binding
Source: RefSeq, a predicted model, not a curated record